AUGCACCAAAUUCCACCUCAACUGGUGCCCCGUAGAAAAGAAAACCCACCAAAAAGAGUCUGGCCGGCUCAGUCCAACGGGCCCUUCCAAGGGGCUAGCCUAGAGCCUAGCCUCCUCAGGCUCCUCUACCACUGUGCCGCUGCGGGCGUCUGGAGACCGCCAAUUGCUGGCCCCAAAUCGCCUGCACCGCUCCAACAUUUCCAUCUCAUCCUUGACCUCUCUCCUACUCUGCUGGAUCACGCUCGGCUUGCAUCCUCCGCCGCAACUCCUGUCCGCAGCCCAUCCCCUCUGCUCAUAGACGCCGAGCUCGUCGACCUCAUCUCGCCCUCGUCUCUUGCCGGAUUCGCUGUCUUCGCCACCUCGACGCCCGUUGUCAGCACCACGGCAUCCCACACACUCACGCAGCACACCCACCCCGCCGGCUGUCUGCGCACACGGCGGUAUUCCUCCAGCACACACGUCGUUCCCUCUGCCAUUUUCCAUAAAGCCACGGACAUGGCGCACGCUAUUUUGAUGAGAACCAACACAGCUCCGGCCCUGCAAACCACAAACGGCGUCGGAAGCCUGACCAAGAUGAAUAGCGCUCCUCGAAGCAGCCACCUUUCCAGUGCCACCACCUACAAUGGCUCGUCUGCCUCCCUCAGCUCCCUCAGCAGCAACGCAACUGUUGUCCCCCAGAAUGGUGGCCCCGUCAUCGCUACCUCAAAUAUCAUAAAUCAAAAGGCCGAUGCCUCUCGCUCCCUCUACCAGAUCUGCGUCUCCCUCAAACAGCGCCUAUCCCAGGUCCCCGACUUCCAGCCCUAUCUCGACCAGCUGGAUCCCGCCGACCCUGUUGAUUCGCUAUGGAACCUGUUCCGCUCAGGUCACCCUCUCCUCGUCAUCUACAACUGUCUGCAGGGUGAGCCACUCAAGGUCGAGGACCCCAAUGCCUCCGAGGCCAAGAAAUCAAAAAUUGCCAUUUUCAAAUUCGUCCAAGCCUGCCUUAGGGAGCUGCAAUUGCCUCCUGCUGAUACCUUUGUCAUUACGGAUUUAAUGGGAAAUGACACGAGUGGCUUUGUCAAGGUAACGCAAGUGGUCAACUAUGUACUCGACAUCGCCGAGCAAAAUGGACACCUGCUGCCACCGCAGUUCUUGCCCGAACCAGACUCGGGGUUGCCACCCCCGGGCACUAUGAGCUACAGAGACCACAUUGUCAAGGAACUUGUUGACACUGAGCGCAAAUAUGUCCAAGAUUUGGAGAACUUGCAUGACCUCAAGAAGAGACUAGAGCAGAAAGGCGACGUCCCUGGCGAUAUUGUCCACCAAAUAUUUCUCAACAUCAACGCCAUUCUCGACUUCCAACGCAGAUUCCUCAUUCGUGUUGAGACGACCAAUUCAGUCCACAAGGACGAUCAGCGAUGGGGCGCACCGUUCUGCUUCUACGAAAGCGCCUUCGACAUUUACCAACCCUUCAUCGCCAAUCAGCGCAAAGCCGCUCAAAUCGCCAACCUGGUCUUCGACAAGAUACAACUAUCAGAACACCCAGUCGCGACCGAUUUCAACACGUUGGACGGCUUCCUGCUCAAGCCCAUGCAACGCCUUGUCAAGUACCCUCUGCUUCUCAAGGAUCUCAAUAAAAAGACGGACGACGAAGAGAUCAAGGAAGACCUGCAAACAGGCUGCGAGGCCGCCGAGCGAGUACUUCACAAGGCUAACGAUGCUGUUCACCGCGACCUGCUGGACGAAGCCCUCGAUGAGCUCAUCGUCAGAGUAGACGACUGGAAAUCACAUAGAGUGGAACAAUUUGGUUGCCUACUACUACACGGAAUAUAUGGCGUCAUCACAGGCAAGACCGAGCAAGAGAAGGACUAUGAGAUCUAUCUGUUUGAAAACAUCUUGCUCUGCUGCAAAGAGGCCUCGGGUAGUAAGACCAAGGAGAAAAAGGACAAGACGCGUUCUCAGGGUCCUAAACUCAAGAACAAGAACGCCAAGCUGCAGCUGAAGGGCAGAAUUUUCAUGACUAACGUGACAGAUAUCGUGUCUCUUUCUAAGCCGGGCUCUCACUCUGUUCAAAUAUGGUGGAAGGGCGACCCUGGCGUGGAAAACUUUACCAUCAAGUUUGUGCACGAGGAAAUGAUGAAGACGUGGGCUAUCGGCCUCGAGACACAGCGGAAGAGGAAUGCACCACGCAUGUCAGUGAGCAACGAGACUGCGCACCAAGACUUCGCUUGGACACGAGACCACAAUCUCGAGAACCCUUACCUCCACCAGGACGAAGACGAAGACGACGAAUACGGCCCUACACACUUCCCAGCCCCACCAGGCGCAGCAUUGCCUCGCAUAUCCUCGAGCUCCAGCGUUCGUCAAAGAUCCAUGACUGGGGAGAGUACGCAGUCUCUGGCAUCCAUUGCUCGAGCACCGCCGCCUAGAUUUCCGCUUCCAUUCCCCCCCGCGCCCCUAAGCCUGCAAACGGGAAGCAACGGCGCGCCAUCGCCCGGAGCCCGAGGCGGCGACUCCUACUUUUCACCUGUUGCCGACUCGCCAGUUUCCUCUCGCGCCAGCACCACAAGCGGCGUCUUUCCAGGCCCCCCCUAUCAAUUUCCUAAUAAGAAUGGCGGCUCCUCCGGCUCUAGUUGGGACGAGAAUGCCCGAUACACAGCGCCUGCGAUGCCUCGUGCCCCGUCUCGCGAUGGCCCCCCCUCGUCUUACAACAAGCCUCCCCGCGGCCCGUCACUGCCAGUGAUGGCAUCCAAUUCUAGCUCGGCACAGCAGCAGCGCAGCCGCUCGUAUAGCACCCCCGAUGCUGGCAUUCCUGGCCUUCCGCGACAACGGCAACCAAGCCAGGGGAACAUCCCAGCAGUGCCUGGUAUCCCUCAACACCUGCACGACAGCCAUAUUGCGCGAUCCCAAAACGGUUCUCCGCGAAACGAGCUACCCAUUCGAACGAAUAGCAACAGUCCUGGGGCCGCUCGACAGCCCCUGCACAAGCAUUCCGGUAGUCUUGGUGGCACCAUGUCACACUUCCCUGCCCAGCCAAUAUACCCACGCCAAAACACACCAAGCAGCCAGGGUUCGGCGAUCCUCCGCGUCGAUCCCGCAGCCGGCAAUUCGCGAAAUCCAUCCCCUGCCCUACCGAGCGCACCACUCGGCCUGUCCUCUGGUGAAUACUACUCUAGCGAUAUGCCCUUACCCACGCAGCUCAAGGUCCGCGUCAACUGUGACAGCGGCAACUACAUUACGCUCGUCGUGGCAUUUAAUAUUAGCUACCAGUCAUUGAUCGACCGCAUCGACGCCAAGCUCGCGCGCUUCAUGAAUAGCAGCAUCAGCAAGGGGAUUCUGAAGCUCCGCUACCGCGACGAGGACGGCGACUUUGUCACCAUUGAGAGCGACGAUGACAUUCAGAUCGCCUUUAUGGAGUGGCGGGAAGGCGUGCGCAACAUGUACUCUGGUGGUGUGGGUGAGAUUGAGCUGUUCUGCGUGGGUGACGCUUCUUAG
This is a messenger RNA of Cordyceps militaris CM01, 3474 nucleotides long. Its product is annotated as CDC24 calponin. Bases 1 to 3474 code for a protein of 1157 amino acids. The transcript has 4 exons. Gene Ontology annotation, cellular component: division septum; cytoplasm; mating projection tip. Lineage: Eukaryota; Fungi; Ascomycota; Sordariomycetes; Hypocreales; Cordycipitaceae. The record is from RefSeq and is a predicted model, not a curated record. Gene Ontology annotation, molecular function: protein binding; guanyl-nucleotide exchange factor activity. Gene Ontology annotation, biological process: septin ring organization; intracellular signal transduction; establishment of cell polarity.